Molecule: messenger RNA, 2424 nt
Organism: Trematomus bernacchii (emerald rockcod)
Lineage: Eukaryota; Metazoa; Chordata; Actinopteri; Perciformes; Nototheniidae
Gene: septin2
Product: septin 2
Exons: 14
Coding region: 279-1400 (373 amino acids)
Biological process (GO): cytoskeleton-dependent cytokinesis; cell division; regulation of exocytosis
Cellular component (GO): cell division site; synaptic vesicle; septin complex
Molecular function (GO): GTP binding; GTPase activity; molecular adaptor activity
Source: RefSeq, a predicted model, not a curated record
CUAAAGGAAGCUGCAGCACCGGAAUCUGAAGAAUUCGAGGUGUCCGCCAAGUCUGCUGUUCACCGUCGGCUAGCCUCUCUGUUCCCCUAUCUGUACUAAACUCUCUGCGGACACACUGUAAGAUCAUAGCUUCGUAGUGGGAGCAGAUGUAAUGCAGCUAUCUAAGCAGGAAAAGCAUUUUUUUUUGUGGUGAGAGACAGCACUCGAACAAACCUUACUGAGAACAAACCAGACUUCCUGUCUCUCACACAGUCAGGCUUGUCUAACAAGAAGAAAACAUGUCUCAGGCCGACAAAUUGAAGCAGGGCCAGUUCAACAACCCUGAGACCCCAGGGUACGUUGGAUUUGCCAACCUGCCAAAUCAGGUUCAUCGCAAGUCAGUCAAAAAAGGAUUUGAGUUUACGUUGAUGGUGGUAGGUGAAUCUGGACUUGGAAAAUCCACCCUGAUCAACAGCCUGUUCCUCACUGACCUUUACCCCGAGAGAAUCAUCCCUGGAGCUGCAGAGAAGAUAGAGAGGACGGUUCAGAUCGAGGCGUCGACGGUAGAAAUUGAGGAGCGAGGAGUGAAGCUCCGCCUCACCGUGGUCGACACUCCGGGAUACGGAGACGCCAUCAACAGCCAAGACUGUUUCAGCACCAUCAUCAGCUACAUUGAUGACCAGUUUGAGCGCUACCUCCAUGACGAGAGCGGUCUAAAUCGUAGACACAUUGUUGACAAUAGAGUUCACUGCUGCUUCUACUUCAUCUCCCCGCUGGGCCACGGCCUGAAGCCCCUGGAUGUCCAGUUUAUGAAGGCCAUUCACAAUAAGGUCAACGUGGUUCCUGUCAUCGCCAAGGCGGACACGCUCACCCUCAGAGAGAGGGAGAGGCUCAAGCGCCGGGUUCUGGAUGAGAUCGAUGAGCACGGCAUCAAGAUCUACCACCUUCCUGAUGCUGAGUCUGAUGAGGAUGAAGAUUUCAAAGAGCAGACCAGGAUCCUGAAGGCCAGCAUCCCUUUCGCAGUUGUGGGAUCCAACCAGCAGAUUGAGGCCAAAGGGAAGAAGGUGAGGGGCCGCCUGUACCCCUGGGGGGUGGUGGAGGUGGAGAACCCAGAGCACAACGACUUCCUCAAGCUGCGGAUCAUGUUGAUAACCCACAUGCAGGACCUACAGGAAGUGACCCAGGACCUCCACUACGAGAACUUCCGCUCGGACCGCCUCAAACGGGGUGGCAGGUUGUCCUCCCAUGGUUACAUUCUGCCUCUGUCUCCUGCAAAGGGCCCGGAGCCAGAGGAAACGGACAAGGACAUGAUCCUGCAGGAGAAGGAGGCUGAGCUGAGACGAAUGCAGGAGAUGAUCGCCAAGAUGCAGCUGCAGAUGCAGAAGCAGGGCGACGGAGAGGGAGACGGCCAACAUGUGUGAAGAGUCAACGGUGUUCGGGCCGCUGCUCCAGUUUGACUGAGGAGGGAUGAUAGCUGAGAACGUGUAAAGGCAUCCUGGUUAUUGCCUGCUUGCCACUAUUUUUUAUUCCAAUCCUUUACAGGAUCUGGAGUCAUUUCUUUUUAUACAUACAGUAAAGUAUAUUCAAACAGUGUUAUGUUUAUAUAUUUCCACACGGUUCUAUUUCUUUCUUUCUUUGCUUUUGCCAGUCACUCAAAUGAAGUCAUGUGACCCAUCUUCUGAAAAGGUGGCAUAUAUCUUUCAUACAAACUGUUACUUUUUUUUGCUAUUUAGAAAACCAAAGUACUGUUACUUGUUUUCUGGAACAUCUCUGAAAACACGUGCUAACUCAUUUGGGAGAGUGAACUAUGGGACAACUGGUAGCUUUUUCCGCCAUUGUUAUGCCCUUUUUGUGAUAUUCUUUUUGUUGAGAGAAAACAUGAUUCUCUCUGUCUAUAAAUGACCACUUAAGUUUCCAAUUCAUAGAGUCCACCUCGCUCAUUGUUAAAAAAUUAGCCGAAUCAUGUGCAUACAAGUCGACCAAGGUCAGAUUUUCCAGUGAAUUGUCCCUCCUCUCCUGUCAAAGUCUCCAUUGGUGCAGUUCUCAGAUCAGUGUAUUUUAAAUAUGAUGGCAUUCAAGUGACAGUCUUCCUAUAGACAAAUGAAGGACUUUCAAAUGAGGUGCGAUGCCUCUGUUUGGUGCUCUCCAUCAACUAGAAGUAAUUCCUCCAUGUUCCCUCUACAAUGUCAAGUGCCAGGCCGCAUUGUUUCGUUGAUGCAGGGAGAGGUAGCAGUCCCUACUGCCGAGUACUCUGUGGUUCCCUGACCACAGAGAUUGAAAAAACGACCCGAUGAGGUCGGUGUAGCCAUCGUUCCCCUCACCAGCCAAGAUGUGAGUUCUCGACAUUCCUCUGUGCUGUUUUUACCCAAUUUUUAAAGCACCAAAUAUUGUUCUUGAUGCAUAUAUUGUAAUAAGUUUAAUAAACUUUAUUAAUCUCUUCUGUGA